Messenger RNA from Lepus europaeus (European hare), 2229 nucleotides. RefSeq names its product RAS like family 12 (gene RASL12). Lineage: Eukaryota; Metazoa; Chordata; Mammalia; Lagomorpha; Leporidae. The transcript is spliced from 5 exons. Gene Ontology annotation, molecular function: GTPase activity; GTP binding. The record is from RefSeq and is a predicted model, not a curated record. Bases 31 to 831 code for a protein of 266 amino acids.
GGGCCCCCGACGGGGUUGCGCGGCGUGGCCAUGGCCUCGGUGUUCGGGAAGCCUCGCGCGGGCAGCGCGGCGCACAGCGCGCCCCUCGAAGUCAACCUGGCCAUCCUGGGGCGCCGCGGGGCCGGCAAGUCGGCCUUGACCGUGAAGUUUCUGACCAAGAGGUUUAUCAGCGAAUAUGACCCCAAUUUGGAGGACACCUACAGCUCCGAGGAGACCGUGGACCACCAGGCUGUGCACCUGAGGGUCAUGGACACCGCAGACCCGGACACACCCAGGAACUGCGAGCGCUACCUGAACUGGGCCCACGCCUUCCUGGUGGUGUACAGCGUGGACAGCCGCCAGAGCUUCGAGGGCAGCAGCAGCUACCUGGAGCUACUGGCUCUGCACGCCAAGGAGACACAGCGCGGCUUCCCCGCUCUGCUGCUGGGCAACAAGCUGGACAUGGCCCAGUAUCGGCAGGUCACCAAGGCCGAGGGCGCGGCUCUGGCUGGCAGAUUCGGGUGCCUGUUUUUCGAGGUCUCUGCCUGCUUGGACUUUGAGCAUGUGCAGCACGUCUUCCACGAGGCGGUGCGGGAGGCGCGGCGGGAGCUGGAGAAGAGCGCCCUGGCUCGGCCCCUCUUCAUCUCGGAGGAGAGGGUCUUGCCCCACCAGGCUCCGCUCACUGCCCGGCACGGGCUGGCCAGCUGCACAUUCAACACUCUGUCCACGGUCAGCCUGAAGGAGAUGCCCACAGUGGCCCAGGCCAAGCUGGUCACGGUGAAGUCAUCCCGCGCCCAGAGCAAGCGCAAGGCACCCACCCUGACCCUCCUGAAGGGCUUCAAGAUCUUCUGAGAGCCCCUCCCUGGGAACUCCAGGCCCGGCCGCUGGACAGGGCUGCGGGGCAGGGGCUGGCUCGUCGCUACCAAGAGCGCUGACCACCUUGGGGACAGCUGAGGCCGCCUCCGGCCCCAGCAGCGUUCCUGUGUGAGCUGCAGAGACAAGCGGGGGUGCUGCUCCCUCCCCCAUCCAUCCUUGGUCUGCAUGGGAACUACUGCAUCUGAGAUUCUGGAGGGAAACAGCCACUGGGACCACCCAGAGAGCUGGGGUCAGUCUUGAGCAGGAAGAAGUCACGGUGUCCUUCCUGCUGCCAUGACCCCUUGCUGCUCUAGCUCCAGCCUGGCCAGCAGUGGCCCCUAAUGGGCAGUAGCUGACCUUGGCCCAGGGAGGCUCGGGCCUGAUGUCCCAGCGCCACCUUGUGGACAUGAAAGGCAGGGCAGCUGCAGGUCACAGUUUCCCCAAGGAAAAUGGACUUAUUAAUGCCACCUGACAGCCUGGAUAGGACAAAGACAUCGCAGGCAGGUCUAUUUCCAGCACUCUGCUUCUCAGAGAGAAGAAGGAAGGGGCUGGGGCCAUCCAGUGUAGGGCGUUCUCCAGGAUUGCACACCAGCAGGCAGGGUCCUCUUGUUUGCCCACUGCUGGGGACUGUCCGUGGACCCUGCCUAAAGCUUAAUCGUCAAGGCUGCAGAGCAGGGUUGUUCUCUCCAGUGACAGUGGCCCAUGGCUCCGAGGAGCCGCAGCUGGCACUCAGCCUGCUCACUCGUAGGCAGAAGCACACCCUACCCGUUCAUAGUCUGAUUGGGCAGGACGCAGCGCCCCUGGUCACAGAUCCCUGUGUUCAAAGCCUGCGUUUGUAAGAUAGAACCUAAAGCAUCUGGGGUUAAUACAGCACAUUUUUGCAUCAGUCCUCUGGUGUGGCCACCACAGCUUAUCCCCCAGCAGGAGGGCUGAGACCUGCGGUCAGGAUCCCAGCGGUAGCCGCAAAAGGCUCUGAGAGGCAGGGGGCACCAUGGCUUUCUAACUUGGUUUACCAUGAACCCAGUCCACAGGAAGUCUCCCAAGGACUCUCAACAACUAAGCAGGUAAAAAGAGAGGGCUUUGGUGGGGAGAAGAGGAUUCCGAACCCAGACUCUGCUGCCUUCCAGGAACGCAGUGAAAACGUUUCUCACCCAGUCUUCAGCCCCAUUCCAUGGAUGGAAAGGCAGAGGUCAAAGAGCAGGCGAUGAAGUACCCACGCCCAAUGCCGAGAGUCCUGGCCGGGCUUUCUGACCCAUGGGCCAGGUCUGGAGUUUGCACUUUUGCUCCAAGCCACGUGUGUGUGUGUGUCUGUGUGUGCGUGCAUCACCAGGUGAACAAACUGUGCAAUUCCAACUGUGCACUUCCAGAAACACUUUAAUAAAAGGUUUUUUAAGU